Molecule: messenger RNA, 2551 nt
Organism: Cornus florida
Lineage: Eukaryota; Viridiplantae; Streptophyta; Magnoliopsida; Cornales; Cornaceae
Product: pentatricopeptide repeat-containing protein At1g07740, mitochondrial-like
Exons: 1
Coding region: 226-1638 (470 amino acids)
Molecular function (GO): protein binding
Source: RefSeq, a predicted model, not a curated record
AAAAUGCAUGCAAUUUAAAGUGAUGUCGAGCCAUUCCUUCAACUUGGACCAGACCAGUUCAACCCCAUUUCAUGUUCACAAUCAAACCAACGGGGCCCGAAUAAUACCCAUUUUCUUUCCAUUUCAUUUUCCUCCCUUGGCUCCCUGCAUCUCCAUCCUCGGAAACACGGUGUAUAAUCACUCUUUUCCCGCCAAUUUGCAGCAGGUGAAUGAAACUUCCAUUCCAUGAUCAUUUCACGAGCUAAACCAAUCAACCAGACACAUUCAACCACCAUAUCUCACCAUAUUUCCCAUACUAAUCACAUACCUUCGCAACCUUAUCACACGUUUCGACCCAAUAGACCCACCAAAAAACCUCGCCAUGAAGAACCUCACAGACCCACCUCAAAGGUUCUUCGCAGACCCAUACCUUUCAUCAACGACAUCAAAGAAGUCGACGAUCCAGAUGAAGCCGUCGCUCUCUUCCAUCAAUACCAUCAAACAGGCUUCAAACACGACUACCCGUCAUACUCUGCACUCAUCUACAAGCUCGCUCGUCGUCGCGAAUUCGAAGCUGUUCAAACCCUCCUUCGUUGCAUUCAAAACUAUAACAUUCGUUGCAAAGAUACCCUUUUUAUUGCAUUGAUUCAACAUUAUGGGAAGUCCCAAUUGCCCGAAAAGGCUGUCCAACUCUUUCAUCAGAUGACUUCUUUCAAUUGUGUCCGGACAUUGCAGUCUUUCAAUGCCCUUCUCAAUGUUCUUGUUGACAGUGAUCGGUUUCAUGAUGCCAAUGAGAUGUUUAAGCGUUCGUCAAAAUUGGGUUUUCGCCCAAAUUCUGUUUCAUUUAAUAUUAUAAUCAAUGGGUGGCUUAAGAGGGGUGAGUGGGAACAAGCUUGCCAAGUGUUUGAAGAAAUGCUUGAGAAAGAGGUAGAUGCAACUGUUGUAACUUAUAAUGGUUUGAUUGGGUUUUUGUGCGAAAAGGGUGACGUGGAUAAGGCCAAGAGUUUGGUUGAGGACAUGACUGUGAAAGGGAAACGCCCAAAUGCUGUCACAUAUGCAUUGUUGAUGAAAGGUUUGUGCUCUCAAGGUAAACAUAAGGAAGCGAAAAAGAUGAUGUUUGAUAUGGAGUAUCAAGGGUGUAAAUCACGCCUUGUGAAUUAUGGUGUUUUGAUGACUGACCUAGGAAAGAGGGGAAAGAUUGAGGAAGCUAAAGCUGUGCUUCUUGAGAUGAGGAAAAGGGGGUUGAAGCCGGAUGUUGUUACAUACAAUAUAUUGAUUAAUUAUUUGUGCAAGGAAGGUAGAGUUGCUGAGGCUUAUAAAGAUUUAGUGGAAAUGCAGGUUCAAGGUUGUAAGCCGAAUGCAGCCACAUACCGGAUGAUGGUUGAUGGAUUUUGUCAAACUGGGGAAUUUGAGGAAGGUUUGAAGGUUUUAAAUGCAAUGCUGAUGAGUAAGCACUAUCCUCGUUUGGAAACUUUUUGUUGUUUGAUUGUGGGUCUAGUGAAGUGUGGGAAGAUGGAUGAUGCUUGCUUUGUUUUGGAGGAGAUGCAGAAGAGGAAGAUGAAAUUUGAUCUCGAGUCUUGGGAAGCUUUGGUUAGGGAUGUUUGUGGUGGGGAUGAGGGUGCAAGUGGACUUGUAGCUCAACUGGUCUCUGCUCAUUAAUUGGCUUCAAUGGAUUCUAAAUUGACAAUCCAUGGCAACAAGCAUUCUAAUGUCAAACAAAGCUAUCAUGAGUGAUUGCAUUCUGACUGGUUGGCAACCCCUAGUCUUACUUUUAUGACAUGGGAUUCUAGAGCUCAGAGAUCCUUCAUUAGGGUUUUCCUACUUCAUGUUAAUGUUUAAUGGUGCCUGUGUUCUCUUGUAAAGCUUUCUAGAGCUGGAAUUUAGCCAUCCAUUUGAGCUGUGAAGGAUGAAAGGAGCCAAAAAUGGUCCGAGAUUGCAGACCUUUGUUGCCUUUUUAAUUUAUUCUCAAUUUCGUGCCUGCUCUUGAAUCAGCACACUUGUUAGACAUUUAAACUUCCUGUGAAGUCAAAGCGACCCAAAUCAAUUCUUCGAAUUGUGGACUUCAAUAGCUAUGUAGUCAUGGUCCAAGUUUCAGAGAAAUAAUUACAAAUGGAAUAUCUAAUAUGCAAGUGGAUAUGUUGCUCGAUUUCUUGUUUGGGAUUAUCCGUAAUAUUACCCACUCGUCGAUCAAGAUGUGCAAACAUAAUCAUGAAUUACAGACUUGUCACUACUUUCAGCUUUCGCCAAAUUUGCAUUGAGCAUUCCUGGAAGCUCAGAACUGUGACUCUGAAAAAGAAAAGAGAAGCGUGUCCAGGUGACCCUUUAUAUGUAACUAGUUUUGUUAUGAUUGUUUUAAUGCACGGAGUUGAAGAUGAACUGUUGCAAAAUCUUUUGAUAGUGUUUCUGAUGGUUGAUCUGUUUGUUUACUUUGCUGUUUAUGUGGCAAACUGAAGCUUGAAGCAGUUGCCUUUAACUUUGCUAGAUUUCCAUAGUUAAGGCUCUUCCAUCCCUCUCUCUACAUUUUGCAUUGUACUUUGAAUGUGAUGCAAUACCAUACACCUAGAAAGCUGGU